Molecule: messenger RNA, 3806 nt
Organism: Salvelinus sp. IW2-2015
Lineage: Eukaryota; Metazoa; Chordata; Actinopteri; Salmoniformes; Salmonidae
Product: E3 ubiquitin-protein ligase RNF31
Biological process (GO): protein linear polyubiquitination; protein transport
Cellular component (GO): LUBAC complex
Molecular function (GO): RNA binding; ubiquitin protein ligase activity; linear polyubiquitin binding
Source: RefSeq, a predicted model, not a curated record
AUGAUGAGCCCCGAGUUGGAAUUCCGAGUUGGAUGACCGUUCAAAUCGAUUUUUCUAUGUCGGAAACUCGAUUUUAUUCUCAGUUCCCAGUUGUUUGAACGGACUGAUGUCGGAGAUUUCCAAAUUCGCAGUUUCGAGUUCCUAGUGUUUUUCAACGCAGCUGUCGGGAAUGUCAGAUGUUGUCAUAGCUAUUUUUGAAUGUUGAUCCAUAAUUCCACAUAAGAUUGAAAGGUUAAAUUAUAAAAGAUGCCGAGGGUCCCAGCAGUCCUUGAAUAUGAAACACUGACCGAGUGUAAAUACAGCUUCCCUGUUGAGGUUGUCAGUGAUAUCAAGAAUGUUACAGCAACUUAUGGAGACCUGCGUAUGUAUGUGGACUUCUACUGUUUCCCCAAUAAGGAAAAGAGGAAGUUAGUUUAUUUGGCUGGUACUAUUCCAGUUCCACAUGACGCAGGUAACACAUAUAAUAUCCCAGUGUGCAUCUGGCUCCACGAGACUCACCCCCAGAGCCAGCCGCGGUGCUACGUGUGUCCCUCCAUCUCCAUGUUGAUCAACCCCAGGUGCCCAUAUGUGGAGGCCAGUGGGCAGGUGCUCCUCGACUGCCUCAACAACUGGAAGAGCGGGCUGGCCAACCUGUCAUUGCUCGUCUCAGAAAUGAGGUCUGCAUUUCAAAAGGAAACGCCCCUCUUUGCCAUGCACCCAAUCAGAGUUCAGAUGCUACCUACUGCAGCACACUCCAGUGCACAUGCAGAGUCUUCGGACCAUGGCAGCUGGCCUCAACCAAGCAGCUCUACCCCGAGAGCCAGGCGCUCCUCAAUGUCCCCCACGCCACUACCUAGAGAAAUAGUUCCGCCCAAGAGUUUAAAGUCCAGCCAUUCGGGGCCUCUCGGAGAAUCUACGACUGGUGUGAGGCGGUCCUACACAGAGGAGCUACUGGAUAUGGGGAUAAACUUUGGAGUGCCAGGGGGAGUUCAGUUUCCCUACUCCUCCACCAACCCCUUCAUCACUACUGCCUCUGCACCAAAUAACACUCCUGUUAGUUCUGAGGACAUGAACAACCUAUUCAAGAGCCUACAGCUGGAAAAUGUUGUCAAUGUGUACCAGCUUGGUACUAAAGAAAGAGGACAGACGCAAGGCGAUGGAGGUGAUCGAGGUGGUGGUGACUACCCCCCAAUCCCCACUGCAGUCACGCCCCUAUUGGACAACCAGCAUCGUAUCCUGGUGAGCCGGCUGCCACCGGACCAGUCCCCCAGCCGUGUGAAGAACAAGCUCACCCUCUACUUCCAGCGCAGGAGCAACGGUGGGGGAGAGGUGCUGGAUGUGACCUACCCCUACCCCCCGACCCAGCCUGACCAGGCCCUGGUCAGCUUCCGCAGUCCCAGAGAUGCAGAGCAGGUGCUCUUACAGGCAGACCGAAUCUUUACUGUGAAUGAGCGGCCUUUCCGUAUACAGCUCAAGAGGGUCAACAGUGCUCAGAUUGCGGUGCCGCCCGGCGUCUCCGGCGACAAGGCGGCCAUCUUCCAUAGCCUGCUGUCACUUGAGGGGCGGAGCUUCAGCCAGGCCGACGUGGAGGAGGCGGUGCAGUCGUGCCGGGACCUUCCCUCGGCCCUCAAGUACCUGUCCCAUGAAUGCCCCAUCUGCCGCGAGCAGGUGUCCUUCAGCAAGAUCAUCACUAUGACCCAUUGCCCAUGUGCCUUCUGCGAGAGCUGCUUCAAGGCCUACUUCUCCCAGGCCAUCAAGGAGAAGAGCAUCGUCCAUGUGGUGUGUCCACUGUGUGGCCAGCCCGACGUGCGUCAGAGCCAGGGAGGCGUGGAGGAGGCCUUGGACUACUUCAGCCUUCUGGACACACAGAUCAGGCACUACCUAGAUCCUCAGAUCCAUGAGUUGUUCCAGAGGAAGCUGAGAGACCGAGCCUUGCAGGAGAUGCCCAACUUCCGCUGGUGUGCCCACUGCUCCUUUGGCCUUCUACACGAGGCUGACCAGCUGAGAAUGGACUGUCCUAGUUGUAGGAAGAGCACCUGCUCCCAAUGCAAGACUGCAUGGGCUCCACAACACCAGGGUCUUUCCUGUGAGAAGUUCAGAAAGUGGCAACUCCACAAUAACCCAGAGUACCAGACCGCAAAACUGGAGAAUCUCCUCAGCAGGAAUAAAAUAGAAUGUCCAAAAUGCAAGUUUGUGUUCUACCUUUCCAAGGGAGGCUGUCUCCAUUUCAAAUGCACCCAAUGCCAGCACGAAUUCUGUGGCGGCUGUAAUAGGCCCUUCAAAUUAGGCGCGGGGUGUGACUUCUCAGCUGAGUGUGGGUCCAAGGGGUUACACGCCCACCACCCCAGGGACUGCCUGUACCACCUGAGGGACUGGAACGUGCCCAGACUACACAGGCUGCUUCAGCUUUACGGAGUGUCCCUCGCUGGCAUGGUCAAAUCCAAAGAGGACUCUACAGGAACAAACUCAGAAGGUGUGUGUGCAGUCCUGGAGCACAGAGAGAUGGGUGGAGACGGGCCUUGUGGUCUACCAACUCUUCCAGAGUACAGUGGCUACUGCGUCUUACACUAUAAAGAGUGUCUAGUGGAGCUGAUCAACCGGAGUCACGCGGAUCCAGCCGUUCUGUUCGAUGUGGCUGAGAUGUUGGCCGAGUUACAGCGGUGGCACAUUCCUGUUCCACAGAAGAACCUUCAGGAUUCUGAGGCACUCUAUGUACAGCACCUUAGAAAGACCCUGACUAGGAAGGUUAGCCUGAGGGACAACAAGCUAUCCCCUGUGAAGGUGAAAGAUGACCUUUGCCCCCUACCAUCAUCGAGCCCUGCGGGACCACGCCGGUCUUCUGCUCAGAGAAACACACCAAGGCGCUUCCAUGACGACUCCCAAUUGCUGCUCUUGCUCAACGACUAAGGCAAUGUAAAAUACUUGGCCUCACCUGGGCUGGGUUCCUUAGGGCACAUGAUGGCAAAUGCUUUUACAUGUUUUGCUACGGAAAAAAAUGUGUGUUAAUGGAUAAGGCCAGGUUCCUUGCGUCAGUCCGUUUUCUUCCGUUUGGUGCCUAGUGAAUACCACCCAGGGUUGUGUUAAGUAGGGAGAAAACAUUUUUAAAUGAAGUGAAACUGGGGAAGGGACUACCCGGUCUUGUCCAAUGAGAAACACACAUUUGUUUUCAGUUGCAAUUUUUUGUUGUUGCGUGUCCUAAAUAAACAUGAUCCAGGGGUAAUAUUUAACUUCAACCAUCUGUCAUAAUGGCUAUGUAACACUGGCCUAAUAAUGACAUAGAAAUAGUGCCAUAAAACAGUCCAGAGAAGGCAGGGACAAGGUAAAUUGGUCCUUUGAGGAGCUGUGUUGCACACUGCUGCUCUAGAUCUAGCUAUGCUGUGGCCAGGAUUCAAUCAAAAGUGCAUUGAGAUCACGGUAAACCCAGUGGAUGUCGCCUCGAGCGUAAAGUGCAGUGCACUUUUGAUUUGAAAUAACUACCGGAUCCGGUACAUUAAGAUUGUGUUUGUUUUCAUGUUAUUCUAAUUUAUUUGACGUUUAUUCUUAAUAAACAUGUAGCUACAAACAUAUAAACGCAACAUGCAACAAUAUCAAAGAUUCUAUUGAGUUACACUUCAUAUCAUGUAAUCAGUCAAUUUAAAUACAUUUGUUCCUGCUCGGUGAGUAUGCAGGCCAUGGAAGAACUGUGCAUUAUCAUGUUGAAAUGUGAGGUAAUGGUGGCGGAAGAAUGGCACCACAAUGAGCCUCAGGAUCUGAUCAGGGUAUAUCUGUGCGUUCAAAUUGACAUUGAUUAAAAAGCGUUCGUUGUCCACAGCAUAUGCCUGCCCGUA